UAUUCGAAAUGUUCAAGCUUUUGCUGUGCUGUCUCGUGGUCUCUGGCGCCUAUGCCAUCAACCAUGGCACCCAGGCUGCCGAUUUCGAAGCAUAUAUGAAAAAAUUUGGAAAAGUCUAUACCCCUGCGGAGAAAAACAAUGCCCAAUUUUACUACAACUAUCAUAAGAACUUGAUAGCUCAGCAAAAUGCGCUGGCAGAUCGUAAGGCAAGCAGCUAUCGUGUGAACGAGAAUCAAUUCUCGGAUAUAAGAUUGAUAACCUUUGCUGCACGUUUGCCGGAGGCUCGCUAUCCGACGACCUCAUUCAAUGUAACGCCCAUCACACCGAUUGAAGUAGCUCCACCUGAGUUUGACAUACUGAGCCAAUGGGGCAUUGAGUUGGUGGCCCAGGAUCAGGGCACUGUGUGCAGCAGUAGCUGGGCCUAUGCGGUUGCCCGUUCCAUUCAAAUUCUGAAUGCCAUCCAGGUUGGAAAUUUUACGCCAUUGAAUAACUCCGCCCAGGCAUUGAUCGAUUGCGCUGGCAUGGGCAACGGCUGCACCACGCAGGUGCCACAAAUCGCCUUCGACUAUUUGACUCAGAAUGGAGCCCUUUUGCUAAACGAGGCUGAUUAUCCGGCUACCAAUACGGACAGUCAACAGGGUAUGUGCAAGCCACAGAUGCCACCAAGUGCAAUCAAAGUGGAUUCCUACGGCACCAUUCCUGAUGGCAAUGAUGCUCUGCUCAUGCGCUACGUUGCCAGCGAAGUACCCGUGAUUGUGGAGUACAAUCCGGCGACCUUUGGAUUCAUGCACUACAGUAGUGGCGUCUACGUGCCCCCAGUGAGGGCUCAGGCUAGCAGCUCCCAGUUCCUGGUGGUGGUUGGCUAUGGCCACGACACGGAGAGCGAUCUUGACUACUGGCUUUGCCUCAACUCUUUUGGCGACACUUGGGGUGAAAAGGGCUUCAUCAGAAUCGUACGCAGCUCUACCCAACCCAUUGCCAAGCGCGCCAUUUUCCCCAACAGUUUGGGCACGAUUGCGACUACGCCCUCUACACCAACUACUACUACUAGAGCUACACCAAUCACACCAUAAUUAUAAUGUGAAUGAUUGUAACCAAUUUUUCCAUAAUAUAUAUAUUUUUCUGUCUUA
Drosophila hydei is the source of this 1130-nucleotide messenger RNA. Its product is annotated as zingipain-2. Gene Ontology annotation, molecular function: cysteine-type endopeptidase activity. The coding region runs from base 9 to 1073 and encodes 354 amino acids. The transcript has 2 exons. The record is from RefSeq and is a predicted model, not a curated record. NCBI's taxonomy places the organism in Eukaryota, Metazoa, Arthropoda, Insecta, Diptera, Drosophilidae. Gene Ontology annotation, cellular component: lysosome.